Lottia gigantea (owl limpet) is the source of this 594-nucleotide messenger RNA. RefSeq lists its product as hypothetical. Bases 1 to 594 code for a protein of 197 amino acids. The record is from RefSeq and is a predicted model, not a curated record. Lineage: Eukaryota; Metazoa; Mollusca; Gastropoda; Lottiidae. The transcript is spliced from 2 exons.
AUGGAUGGUAGAAAUGACGUACAAAGCAGAUCUAGCGGGACAUCUUCGAAACAAUCUGGUAAUUCUUCAUCGAAUUUUUAUCAUCCUUCAAGAGAUUCGCCAACUUUAAGAGGAGGAUUAGCUCACACAAAAAAUUCAAAUCUUCAAAGAGGACUUUCUCGUUCAAUGGAUGUGAUAAUGAACCCGGCUCUUCGAGAAAAGGGUCCGGUAUAUUCCAAUGUUUCAGCUGAUUCUAACAACAAUUCUAAAAGGUUGGAGAAUUUCAGACAGAAGUUUUCAUGUCCAGAAAUAGCCGCCAUAUUGGAUCAGUAUAUUCCUAAAGAAGAUUUGAGUGAUCCUAAACCUACAGCUAUGCCUAGUCCGAUGAGACGUUCUCGAUCGUUAAACGAACUUCCAGGAAGUGUAAGAGUCCCCAUCUUGAAACGAACUGAGACAGACAGAAUGAAAGCUCGACUGGAAGCAAGUAUUGCUGGUACUGAAGAACUUAAGAAGUUGAGGGAAAAUCAAGAGAAGUUGAUGGCAGAGACUCGCAGUUCCGUUAACACCAGAAAACACCAGGUUAUGUACAGUAAUAUUCCAUAUUCCUACGCUUGA